Molecule: messenger RNA, 541 nt
Organism: Tachyglossus aculeatus (Australian echidna)
Lineage: Eukaryota; Metazoa; Chordata; Mammalia; Monotremata; Tachyglossidae
Product: rho GTPase-activating protein 24-like
Exons: 2
Coding region: 1-513 (170 amino acids)
Source: RefSeq, a predicted model, not a curated record
AUGAGCCCGACGAGCUCGGCCUCUCGGCCCGGUUCCUCCCAUGAAGCCGCGCUCGGAAAACACUCCAGUUUGGGAUCUUCCAAAGCUUCGGUCAGUGAGCCAAGGGUGGGCCGUUCUCCAUUGGGAACCCAGGGGUGCUUGCCAGCCAGCCUCUCGGGCCUCAAUUUCAGAAGCCAAGGCCCUCCCUACCCUGGACCUUCACUGCAGCCUCUUCUGGGGAGCCUGAGACGGCGGCUAUCUAAGCAGAAGGCAGAAUACGAAGCUAAAAUUCAAAGUCUGGAGCAGCAUAACCAAGAGCUACAGCUGGAGGUCUCUAACCUGCGGUCAAAUUUAGAGCAGCAGAGGAAAUGGUACAGUUUGGUCGAGAUCAAAAUGCAGAACGCAGAGAGGGCCCGGAAAGAUGCCGAGAGAAGAAAUCAAAUGCUUCAGAGGGAAAUGGAAGAGUUUUUUGAUACCUUUGGGGAACUAACCAAUGAAGUGAAGAAGACAGAGAGAAUUGUUCAAAGCUUUUAAUAAUAAACCCAAUCCAGCUUUCCCAUUU